This is a messenger RNA of Zasmidium cellare ATCC 36951, 909 nucleotides long. RefSeq lists its product as uncharacterized. The transcript has a single exon. The record is from RefSeq and is a predicted model, not a curated record. NCBI's taxonomy places the organism in Eukaryota, Fungi, Ascomycota, Dothideomycetes, Mycosphaerellales, Mycosphaerellaceae. Bases 1 to 909 code for a protein of 302 amino acids.
AUGGCUUCGACUAUGCUGGGCACCUCAGACGUGCCAGAGAAUUAUUGGAAGGCAGCCAGGCUUACCGGCAAGAUACCCUUUUCCGCAUGCCAGGCAGAUCCCCGGAUCUCAUACUGCAUGUACAUCCCUCAAGCACACUACCAGGUGCAUCCCGCCGGGAAGAACAUGCCUCUGGUAGUCAAUAUCCGCGGCAGCUUGCGGCGAGCGGAAACCUGUCGAGACUCUCUUAUCGACCUGGCCGACUCAAAGGGAGUCGCGAUCCUUGCGCCUCUGUUUCCCGGCGUGAUCGAUGGCCCAAACGACUCGCACGGGUACAAGUUCCUCUCCGCUGGUAGCGCACCUAGUCGGACCCGCUACGACCUUAUUCUCCUAUCCAUCCUCGAUGAGGUCGCUGUUCGCUGGCCUGGAAUCGAGGUUUCCAAGGUCUUUCUAGCCGGCUACUCUGGAGGAGGUCAAUUCGCCCUGCGAUUCUUCUAUCUACACCCCGAGAAGCUCGCAGGCGUUUCAAUCGGCGCUCCUGGAACGGUCACCCGCCUGGACGGGAGGAUUGCGUGGCCCUGGGGUCUCGAUGGUGUGGAGAAGUACUUCGCGGGCGGGACUGUGGAUUUCAAAACCUUGGCGGCUGUUCCGCAUGUUCAGUUGCUCGUUGGCGACGAUGAUGUGGCUGAAGUCAAUGAGGGUCUAUGGCGUGUCAUGCCGGCAUCAACGAUGGGGGUUGAGAUACCUCUGCCCCCGGGCAAUCUAUCAAAUAGACUGGACGCUGUGAGUGCACUGCACGGAGAGUUCGAGGCCAUUGGCAUCAGGUCAGAAUUAGUCGUUGUGCCAGGAGUUGCUCACAGUUCGGAUAAGAUCGCACCGGAUUUGAUUCGAUGGCUUGAGCGCGUGGUACCAGAGCAGGUGGCGACGUAG